AUGGACUUGAUGAUUCGACAACAGCAAACAUUAGCAUUGGUUAAGGCUCGGGGCUACGUCAGUAUUGAUGAGAUUGCACAGCAUUUUGCAGUUACCCCACAAACUGUACGGCGGGAUAUCAAUCAAUUGGCAGAUGCCGGACUAUUACGUCGUUAUCAUGGUGGCGCUGCGGUAGACUCAAGCGUCACCAAUACCGCGUAUAGUCAACGGAUCAGCCAUAAUUUAGCGGCAAAACAGCGUAUUGCAACAGCUGUCGCAAAUGCAGUUCCAGACCAUGCAUCGUUAUUUAUCAAUAUUGGUACUACAACCGAAGCUAUUGCCCAUGCUUUAUUGCAACAUCGCGGUUUAAAAGUGAUUACCAAUAAUUUAAAUGUGGCGAAAAUUUUAAGUAUGAAUGAUGAUUUUGAAGUACUGAUUGCCAGCGGAAAAGUGCGCCCCGAUGGUGGUGUGAUUGGGCAAGCCACCUCUGAAUUUUUUAAACAGUUUAAAGUUGAUUAUGCCCUGAUUGGUAUCAGUGGGAUUGAUGAAGAUGGAACCAUGCUCGAUUUCGAUUUUCAAGAAGUAUUUUUAGCCGCAGAUGAGAGCAAGUUUGGUCGUCAUGCAAUGAUGCGCUUAGGCCAUCUUUCUGAAAUAGACCGGCUUUUUACCAAUAAAGUGCCCACUGAAAAUUAUUUAAAACAAAUUCAUGCAGCAGAAGUGGCUUUAACUGUGGUGGUGGCGUUUAUGACACAAAUCAAUGAGCAACAAACUUAUUAUGAUAUUGCUGUAAUUGGUGGUGGAAUAAAUGGUGUCGGUAUUGCCAAUGAUGCUGCUGGGCGUGGUUUAUCAGUGUUCUUGUGUGAAAAAGAUGAUUUAGCCAGCCAUACCUCAUCUGCAAGCAGUAAGUUGAUCCAUGGUGGUCUGCGUUAUUUGGAACAUAAAGAAUUUCGCUUAGUGCGAGAAGCCUUAGCUGAGCGAGAAGUCUUACUGGCAAAAGCACCGCAUAUCAUUCGUCCUAUGCGUUUUAUCAUGCCACAUCAACCUCAUUUGCGUCCUGCUUGGCUGAUUCGUACGGGGCUGUUUUUAUAUGACCAUUUGGGCAAAAGAGAGAAGCUUGCAGGUUCACAUUUGGUUGAAUUUGAUCCUUAUACUAGCCCACUAAAAACAGAGAUCACACGCGGAUUUGAAUACUCAGAUUGUGCUGUAGAUGAUUCACGCUUAGUGAUUUUAAAUGCGAUGCAAGCACGUGAAAAAAAUGCCACUGUGGUUACGCAAACACGCUGUAUUUCAGCACAGCGUGAAGAUAGUUUAUGGAAUAUCCAGUUUGAAAAUGAGCAGGGUAUUUAUCAGAUACAAGCGAAGGCUUUGGUCAAUGCUGCGGGGCCUUGGGUUGCACAAUUUAUUAAGCAAGAGCUUCAGUUAAAAUCGCAAUAUGGGAUUCGCCUCAUUCAAGGCAGUCAUAUUAUUGUGCCGAAAAUAUAUGACGGUGAUAAAGCCUUUAUUAUGCAAAAUGAUGAUCAACGUAUUGUGUUUGCAAUUCCUUAUCUCAAUCAAUACACCAUGAUUGGCACAACUGACCGUGAAUAUUUAGCAGAUCCGAAUAAUGUUGAAAUUAGUCAGCAAGAGAUUGAUUAUCUGCUUGAUGUAUCCAAUGGUCAUUUUAAAGUGCAACUGACUCAAGCUGAUAUUAUUCAGACAUUCUCAGGGGUGCGCCCAUUGUGUGAUGAUGAGUCUGAUAAUCCAGCCGCAAUCACCCGUGACUAUACUUUGGCUUUAUCACAAGACCAUGAGAAUGAUGCGCCCUUACUUUCUGUGUUUGGUGGGAAGUUAACCACCUAUCGACGCUUGGCUGAGUCUGCCAUGGAGCAUUUGCAGAAAUUUUUCCCUAACGCUGGGAAAGCUUGGACUGAAAAAUCCUUACUGCCGGGUGCUGAGAAUUUGGUUUCUGUUGAUGGAUUGGUUUUAGAAAUUCAAAAUAAAAUCAAAGGGCUUGAUCAUGAAACUGCAAUCCGUUGGGCACAUGCCUAUGGAACCUAUACAUGGAAAUUUUUAAAUCAUUCGACAUCUUUUCAUGAACUUGGUCAAGACUUUGGCCAUGGUUUAUAUGCCCAAGAGGUCGAUUAUUUGGUUGACCAAGAGUGGGCGGUCACCAGUCAGGAUAUUUUAAAGCGCCGGAGCAAGUUAUAUUUAAAAUUUACUGAAGCUGAAAUUCAAGCAUUGGAUGAAUAUUUGCUUGAAUUGCAUGAACGCCGCUUACAGAAAGAUGUUGCCUAA
Oppiella nova is the source of this 2253-nucleotide messenger RNA. The record is from the annotation of a GenBank genome assembly. Lineage: Eukaryota; Metazoa; Arthropoda; Arachnida; Sarcoptiformes; Oppiidae.